AAUCAGCAGUAGUCCUAGUAUAAUUUGGAUAAAAAAAAAGUGGCAUCAUUUUUGUCGCCCACGUUUCCACUCAACGUAGAACAGGGGGAGAGUGGUGCAGAACAGAACAAGCUUAACCAAACGCAGUAGAGCAUCGUUUCGACCGCCCCACGUUUUCCCUCUCUAUAGAGAACAGUGGGAGAGUGGGGCAGAACCUAAAAGCAACUGAUCUCCUUAUCUUUCUUUCUGCAAAUUUCCUUCCAAAACCUCUACCUGGUUACCAUUAUGGAUCCGAAUCCCAACUCCUUCCCAAUCCUCUCUUAUGUCAUGGGCCGUCUUCCCUCUUUCAGACCCAAGUCUGCCGACACUACCUUGGACAUCGAGCAGCCGCCGCCGCGUGCUUCGUCCGAUCCUUCUUCUAGUCAAGCACCCAUUGUCUCCCAAUUACCCCACUUAACCGACCCAAAAGUCAUAGCUUCCAUGACCCGGGCCAUCUCCGACGUGGCCCAGACCCGGUCGGUGCUUCAAACCCUCGGGCCUCGCCCUGACCACGAGACCGUCGAUACUUCCAGACUCAAACUCUCUGAAAUCGAGUCCAACCUCUCCAAACAGCUUGAAGAAAUUGUCCUCUCUUCCCGGCCGGCCGAAGUCGACAGGCUUGAAUGGCGCGCGCACUUGGCGGACAAGGAACAGCAGUGUCGGCAAACAGCCGAGAAAGAGAAGAAUUUGUACCAAACGAUAUUGCAAUUGGAUGAGAUGCACGAGUCUUACCAGAAGCUGUUGAAGGCGGCGGAGCAGAGGUUGGUGAAGAUCUAUGAGAAGGCGGAGAUGGGAGAGGCGGAUGACGAGCUGAAAGAGGAGGAAGUGAGCGUGCAGUUGAACGAAGAGGUCGUGGGUAUACUUCAAGAGGCGUCCGGCAAGACCUUGGAGAGGGUCGAUUUGUCAAACAAGGGAUUGUUGUUAUUGCCUGAGGCGUUCGGAAGGAUUCAUGGAUUGAGAGUGCUUAAUCUCUCUAAUAAUCAGCUCGAGUUCAUUCCUGACUCAAUAGCUGGGUUAGAAAAUCUCGAGGAGCUCAAUCUUGCUUCAAAUCUCUUGGAAGCAUUGCCAGAUUCCAUUGGUUUGCUACUUAACUUGAAAAUUCUAGACGCCUCCAGCAAUAAGCUAUUGUCUUUACCUGACUCUAUUUCUCAUUGCAGGUCACUGGUGGAGUUGGAUGUGAGUUUCAACGGUCUUACAUACUUGCCUACUAAUAUUGGAUAUGAGUUGGUGAAUCUUAAGAGGUUGUCAAUCCAGUUGAACAAGAUUCGUUCUCUUCCCACUUCUGUCGGUGAGAUGAGAUCUCUGCAGCAUCUUGAUGCUCACUUCAAUGAGCUUCAGGGCCUUCCACUUUCAAUUGGGAGAUUGACGAAUCUUGAGAUCCUCAACUUGAGCAAUAAUUUCAGUGACCUGACAGAACUUCCUGACACAUUUGGUGAUUUGACAAACCUAAAGGAACUUGACCUCAGCAAUAACCAGAUUCAAGUUUUGCCUGAUACAUUUGGGCGGCUAGAUAACUUGACCACAUUGAACUUGGAACAAAAUCCUCUUAUCAUCCCGCCAUCAGAAUUAGUGAAGGAAGGGACUGAAGCUGUCAAGAUUUUCAUGGCUAAGAGGUGGCUUGACAUACUGAUAGAGGAAGAAAGGAAAAGCAUGCUUGAAGUACAAGAACAAGCAGAGACUGGGUGGUUGACACGAAGCACAUCUUGGUUGAAGAAUUAUGCUGCAGGUGUUUCAGGAUAUUUAAGUCCAAGAUCUCCGAAGGACGCUUACCUUGAUCAGCAGCUGUAACUUCAUGGGCCUAUGAUAUUUGGCCGUCCCCUUCCUCUCACGACGUUGUACACAUGCUAAAAUGGCUUCUGCUUUUCAUGUUGCUAGGAAAGAAAAUGAAAAUCUAACAAAUUUUGUUUUUGGCACCAUUCCUCGUUCCUGUAAAUGCAAGUCGUGUAAAAAUGAAUAUGUGUACGCCGCUGUAUUUUAAUUCUUUAUUAUCAUUAUCUUUAUUGUUUUUUUCUGGUA
Molecule: messenger RNA, 2034 nt
Organism: Manihot esculenta (cassava)
Lineage: Eukaryota; Viridiplantae; Streptophyta; Magnoliopsida; Malpighiales; Euphorbiaceae
Product: plant intracellular Ras-group-related LRR protein 9
Exons: 3
Coding region: 265-1806 (513 amino acids)
Molecular function (GO): protein binding
Source: RefSeq, a predicted model, not a curated record